Clavispora lusitaniae ATCC 42720 is the source of this 939-nucleotide messenger RNA. RefSeq names its product Cip1p (gene CIP1). Lineage: Eukaryota; Fungi; Ascomycota; Pichiomycetes; Serinales; Metschnikowiaceae. The record is from RefSeq and is a predicted model, not a curated record.
AUGUCUAAGCCUUCUGUCGCAAUCUUCGGUCUCAACGGUACCUUGGGUGCCCCAACUCUCAACGCUAUUCAAACCACUUUCGCUGACAAGUUCCUGUUCCCAGUUUUGGCUGUCACCAGAGACACCUCUAAGGUUACUUCUACUGACAAGGUUAAGUACAUCAAGGGUGACUACAUCAACGGUACUUCCGAAUUGGCUGAACAAUUGAAGGGUACUGAUGUGAUUAUCGAAUUGGUCUCCCCAAACCCAGAGCUUUUCGCCGCCAUUGAGACCAUUGUUACUCAAGUUAAGCCAAAGUUGUUCAUUCCAACUCAAUUUGGAUGUGACUUGGAGGCUGCUGCCAAGACCUUCCCAGGCUUCUUGGGUAUCAAGAAGGCUCACUCUGACAAGAUCAGAGAGACCGGUAUCAAGGUCGUUGACGUUUACAACGGUUUCUUUGCUGAAGGUGCUUGGUUGUACGAAGUCAUCGGUCACGUUGGUGCUGACCUUGAGAGCAAGACUGUGACUUACUUCAACUCUCCAAGUCUCGCCUUCUCUUACUCCUCCCUUAAGGAUGUCGGAUUGGCCAUCGCUUCUAUUGCUUCCAAGCCUGUCUCUGAACUCCCAGACAAGGUGAGAAUCCAAUCCGGUACUGUCACCUUUGAGGAGGUCGUCAAGAAGUACGAGGAAACUCACAAUGUUAAGUUUGAAGUUAAGGAAGUUGUUCCAAAGGAGGAAGUUAUCAAGCAGAGCAAGGAAGUCUGGGGCCAGGGUUUCAACCCAGCCAAAUUCUUGUACUACUUGCAAGUUCUUGCCUCUUUGGGUCCAGAUGGUGGUGUCACCUUCAGCUCUCUAACGAUGAUGAGUUGGUCAACCCAGGUGAGUCUUUGUGGAAGUGGACUAAGUACUAAAGUACUUGGCCUCUUAAAGCGAGAACUAUUUGAGGAUAUGAUUAGUUAA